AUGCAGAAAGAACAAGAAACCACAGAAAGUUCCGAUGAAAAAACGAACUACCUUUUGCAUAAAUUCAAAAUUGAAAUAACAAUUGAACCGGAAUCUCCCGACACUGACAGCAUUACUGUUGAUAAAGCUGCAGAGAUAAACAACGAUUCAAACAAUCUAUCAGAUGAAGAGCAAAAUGAAGGACUUAAUGCAGAAAAUAGUUUGAUAAAUGACUGUGAAAUAGACACAAGUUUGCGAUGUGUUAUAAGCUAUAAUGAAGAGAAAAACAACAAAAAAAUCCAAAGACCAUAA
Messenger RNA from Parnassius apollo (apollo), 291 nucleotides. The record is from the annotation of a GenBank genome assembly. NCBI's taxonomy places the organism in Eukaryota, Metazoa, Arthropoda, Insecta, Lepidoptera, Papilionidae.